AUGUCUGCCUCUGAAGGAAAACCUGUUCUGCACUACCUAGAUAUCGGCUCUCUAGGUCGUGGCGAAGUUAUCCGUCUCUUCUUGAAAGAUGCCGGAAUAGACUUUGAGGACACCAGAUAUCCAUUCAAUGACAGUUGGAAGGAUACCAAGGCCGAACUGCAGAAGAAGGGGAUUAGCAGAACCGGAAAGGUCCCAGUACUCGAGUACAAGGGAAUAUAUUUGUCUCAGCACAUACCCAUUCUUCGCUAUUUGGCCCGUGAACUCAAGGCAUACGAUGGUGCCACGAGUUUGGAGAAGCACCUGGUCGACGUCGUCGCCGACUUGUAUAUUGACUGGAGGGCUCAAUGGGUAGCCAACCUGGAAAAGCUUUCGGAUUCGUACAAGAAUGAGAUUUUACCAGACCAUUACAAAACUCUUGCCUACUACUAUGGCAAGAAUGGCGGCCCAUUUCUUUUGGGUGACCGGGUCACUUAUGCGGACUUCGCCGUCUUUCAAUCGAUUGACAACAAUGAAAAAAUCGGAGCGGACGCGACACUCCCUGAAGAGUUACUGAAAUUUAAGACCGCGUUCGAGGCACGUCCUCGAGUGGCCGCUUAUCUGAAGAGCGGCCGAAAUACCAAGGCGUAG
Molecule: messenger RNA, 627 nt
Organism: Talaromyces marneffei
Lineage: Eukaryota; Fungi; Ascomycota; Eurotiomycetes; Eurotiales; Trichocomaceae
Exons: 5
Coding region: 1-627 (208 amino acids)
Biological process (GO): glutathione metabolic process
Molecular function (GO): glutathione transferase activity
Source: RefSeq, a predicted model, not a curated record